Molecule: messenger RNA, 3708 nt
Organism: Lutra lutra (Eurasian river otter)
Lineage: Eukaryota; Metazoa; Chordata; Mammalia; Carnivora; Mustelidae
Product: spermatogenesis-associated protein 31D1-like
Exons: 6
Coding region: 37-3708 (1223 amino acids)
Source: RefSeq, a predicted model, not a curated record
CGUGUGCACAGUAUAGGCUGUCUUGUGAUUCAGACAAUGGAGUUCAAACACUGGAAUGUGCUCUCAUUUCUGAAUAGCGAUACUAAACCAUGUCUGAGCUUUGGCUCAACAUGCUUGGAGACUGAUCCCAACUUCGCCUUCCUGUGUGGGUUGGGAUUGCUCCUUCUGUUCCUGUGCUACCUGGUGGGGAUUCCAUUUCCAACUUGGAAAACCAAAACCACCCAAAAGCGUCAGGGCAGAGCCAAGAGGAGGAGGAAAGGUGGGACUCUGAAAGAUGACAGAUGGUACCAACGGGAAGUGGAGGAGACCCGGAAGCUGAUUUCUAUUUUAAGAAGCCCCCUCGGCCGGCAUCACGAUACCAUCCACUUUCGUCAACUGUUAUGUCCAGACCCCUCCUGUGAGGUAUGUAAUAGCACAACUGCUGAGAUCAAUCGGCUGCUGUUCCUGCAGGCUCUGGAAGAUUCUACUCCCUUGGCUUCCACAGCUGCUGUGACUUCUUCAUCAUUCACUCUCUCCCCUGACUUCUCAGCAGUUCCUCCAGGAGAGCUAAUACCAGCUUCGCUGCCUGAGCCUUCCCCACCACCUGCCUCCUCCUUCUCACCUAACCCAGUGAUCCCCGUGGCUGGUUUCUUUCCACCCUCACCACCGGGUGAUUCUUUGCCACCAAAGCCCUUUCCUCCCUCGGAUCCCAAAUUCCAAAUGGACCAUUUCCCAGCCCAGUCCCCUGCCUGUCCACCUCCUGUCCCACCCCAUCAUGCCCAUUCAGUGGACCGUAGUGUCCAAACAGAGACAGUGUCUCUAAAAAGCAUCUUUUCUCCGGAACCUACCCUUUCCCAAGAUGUCACCCCCUUACUGGAGUUGUCCCAGAGGCGCCCGUAUCCUACCACCUUGGAGGAGGGCCAUUCACAGCAAACCCCCAUCCAGUUCUUCUGGGGUCUCCAAACUCCACAUAGUGAGUCCUUCUUCCCUGCUGCUGAUGCCUCAGAUAACAUCUCGAAUGCCUCCCCAGAGCAGGAAUCCCCAGUAGUUCCCCAUCCACUUCCUCCAUCUUUGCCUGAGAACCCACCUCAACUCCUGCCUCAAACCCAGCCCCUACCUAUCCCUCAGGUCCAGCCCCAGGCCCAGCUUCAAUCCCCACUCCCAAUCUGGGCAUCUGGUCCUCUACCCGACAUCAAGAUCUGUGGAGUGUGUUUUCACAGACCUCAGAAUAAAUCCGAGAGUCUCACAUCAACAGAAAUGCAGCAUGUGGAAUGGGACGUGUUGCAGAAGGUACAGAAACGUGUGUGGGGCUUACCCACUGUAGUCCAAAGAUCCCAGGAGGACUACUGUCCUUCCGCUCCUAACCCUUGUCUCAGCCACAAGGCCACCAAGGCCCAAGUUGUAAUCUCUGUCCCUCCUGGACAGUUUCCUCUGAAUGAAGAGCUUCGGAGAAAACUAGAGAGUCACCUUCGAAAGAGGCUCAUCCAACACCGGUGGGGCCUGCCCCGCAGGAUCUAUGAGUCUCUCGCACUGAUGAGCGGUCCGAGUACUCUUCCACAGCUACCUGAGUCUCAGUGCCAUGGUGGACACUCGGGGAUCUCUAAUAAGAGUCCGAUCAGAUGGAGUAUGUCAAAAAGCGUGUAUGUGGAGGUCCCAGAAAUUCUGUUAGAGGACAGUGACCUGGCAAAGUAUGAAGAUGACCUGAUGAAGGAUCAGGGACACAACCCAGAGAAUGAUAUGGGGUAUGAUUCUGAGAAAGAACUUAGGAGCCCAUCCGUGCAAAACUCCAUGGUGUCUGUGGAGACUAUGGGACAGAGACAACUUGAAAAUGCCCUGAAGACUGUGCAUAAUUCAUGGCAUACUAUGCAGCAGACCUCACUACUUUCUGAGAAAUCCCAGACUGAAAUAAAGCAGGGAAGUUUGCCACCAUCAGAGGUUGAGGACUACUCCCUGAAUACCUUCCAGGAGCUUCCCCUUGUUGAACCUCGUGCAGCACAGAAGCUGGAAGACCAUAUUAAAAGGCUUAAUAAGAGGGUGACUUGGGGCCUGCCCCCUAGGGUCCUUGAAUCCAUACAGCACUUUAAAUCAAGAGAGUCCACACACUCCCUUGAUGGAAGCUUGAAAUCUGUCCAUGGAGACAAAGCAGGAACAGCAAAUUCAGCCCCCAUCCGCGAUCAUCCUCUCCCUGCCACCUCAACUGUGGGCAAGGAAGAACAGAGCAUUCUGAGGCCAUCACCCUGUAAUAUCAACCAUCAGUUGGCAGAGGAUGUGCUGAAAACUAAGAACGGCAGCCAGACUCCUACAUCUGUCAAACGUGACACCUUAGGCAACAGAUGGGCCCCAAGGCUGCCUACAAGGCAAGGUGCAAUCAGACGGGAGGCAAAGGAUAAGAGUGCGAAUACCGGUGCUAGAAGAGGACGGCAACAAGGCAGAAGGGUGAAGAAUCCAGAACCUGUUGUUGUGCCCACAGAGUCCAGGGAGAUAUUCAGGACCAAGGAAUUUCAUACAGGUCAUUCACAACCUCGCAUCUUGACAACCAACAAGCCAGUUAGCUCCCAAAUUAUACUGGAGGACAGGGCGCAUAGCCAGGCCCAAGCCCCGUACACUGGCCUGGCCCCUGCCUCAGAUCAUUUGACUUAUAAGGCCUCACUGACUCAUGCCCAGGGUGUCUCCCCCGGGGACACGAGAGCUUCCCAGGUGCUGCAUGUCCAUCCAGAGGACACAGGAAUUACGAUGGAACAACAGCAGGAGUCCUGGGUCCCUAAGCAGUUCUUAAGGAAGUGCCAGAAUAAGAACCCCCCACCGGCUGCAAAGACCAUGAGGUGUCCGGGAUCCAAGGCACAAGAGCAUGGUGGAGGGGAUGCAGGACUGGGAACAUCCCAACCGAGGAUGAACAGGUUCCCUACUGAAGAUGUGCCAUCGAAGAAGAGUUUCCCUACUCAGGACGCUGUAUGGAAGGUAAAGCUGGGAAGCCAGCCUUCCCAGACCCUAUCACAGAAGGGUCAGCUGCCUCCUGAAAGCCUUUCCCAGAAGGCUCAGCCUCCUUCUAUUUUCAGUAAAAAAAUGAAGGAUUUUUUGCAAUGGCUUACUCCUGGAAUUCAAUGCAAAAGGCAUGAAAACUCCCAGGAGAAGCAUAGUCCCCUAUCUGUGGAAAGCAGAGGCCUACUUAACAGUAGAGCUGCCUUUACUGGGACGCCCGAAGCUCAGAAAAUCAUGACAGCGGUUGGGAAGAUCCAAGAGGAGAGAAUGGGGUGUCGGCGUGCAAUAGGCAGCACCUGCCCUCAGCAGCCCAUUCCCUCCCCAACCAAGCUGGGGAAAACUCAGCACAAAGCACAAGUGCAGGCCCAGGCACAGCCUGUCCCAGGGUACCCUUUCAACUACAGGGUUCCCGCCUGUAAGGAGACAGAUACCAGGUCCUGCCAGCAAGAAGCUGACAGACAGCUCAGAAAAAAGGACAGACAGCCCCAGAAAGUUGUGGCGUUUAAGGACCAGCUACCGCAUCAGAAGUAUCCCCUCUCCAUGCCCCUCAGGGAGCCUGCGCCCAACCCAAAGGCCACCUGUGGGCAUCAGGCUGCCCAGUGGACUCCGGCCACUCUCACGACUCCUGCAGGCACUGUGAACAGAGAUGGGUCUCUACUAUUUCAACAGAAAGCUGUUUACAGAGAACUUCCAGUGAGAGGGUAUUGGGGGGCAUUUCCUACCCCCAAAAUAAUGCCUUGCGAGGAGUAA